UACCACGUCAUGGAGGAGCGUGCCAACCUCAUGAACAUGAUGAAGCUCAGUAUAAAAAUCCUGAUCCAGUCGGCCCUGAGCCUGGGCCGGACCCUGGACUCCGACUUCCCGCCCUUGCAGCAGUUCUUCGUGGUGCUGGAGCACUGCCUCAAGCACGGGCUGAAAGUGAAGAAGACUUUUAUUGGACAGAACAAAUCAUUUUUUGGUCCUUUGGAGCUAGUGGAAAAACUUUGUCCUGAAGCAUCAGAUAUAGCAACUAGUGUUAAAAAUCUGCCAGAGUUGAAGACUGCUGUAGGAAGAGGAAGGGCUUGGCUUUAUCUAGCACUCAUGCAAAAGAAACUGGCAGAUUAUCUCAAAGUACUCUUGGACCAUAAGCAUCUAUUAAGUGAAUUUUACGAACCUGAUGCGUUGAUGAUGGAGGAGGAAGGAGCAGUCAUUGUGGGUCUGCUAGUUGGACUGAAUGUUAUUGAUGCAAACCUUUGCUUGAAAGGAGAAGACUUGGACUCCCAGGUUGGAGUGAUUGAUUUUUCAUUAUACCUUAAGGAAACGCAGGACAGUGAUGGCAAACAAGAUGGAGGGAUUACAGCUGUCCUUGACCAAAAGCAUUAUGUGGAAGAACUUAACCGACAUCUAAGUUGCACGGUUGCAGAUCUUCAGAACAAAAUAGAUUGUUUAGAAAAGACCAAUUCAAAACUCCAGGAAGAGCUUGCAGCAGCAACUGACCGAAUUGGAUCACUUCAGGAAGAGCAGCAGCAGCUGAAACAACAAAAUGAAUUAAUUCGUGAACGGAGUGAAAAAAGCGUAGAGGUAACAAAAGAGGAUACAAAAGUAGAAUUGGAUACUUACAAGCAGUCACGCCAGGGUCUUGAUGAGAUGUACAGUGAUGUUUGGAAGCAAUUGAAAGAAGAAAAAAAAGUUAGGCUGGAACUAGAGAAAGAGUUGGAGCUACAAAUUGGAAUGAAAACAGAAAUGGAAAUUGCCAUGAAACUUCUGGAAAAAGAUACUCAUGAAAAACAAGACACUUUAGUUGCACUUCGCCAACAGUUAGAAGAAGUGAAGGCUAUUAACUUGCAGAUGUUUCACAAAUCUCAGAAUGCAGAGUGUUCAUUACAACAGAAAACAGAAGCAAUAUCCUCUUUUGAAGGAAAAACAAAUGAGAUGAUGUCCUCUAUGAAACAAAUGGAAGAGAGACUGCAGCAUGCAGAAAAGGCAAGGCAGGCUGCGGAAGAAAGAUGCAACAAGGUGAAGCAAGAGCUUGCUGGCAGGCUUGACACUUGUCGGCAACAGAUGUCCCAUCUGGAUAGCAAAUGCUCAACUCUGGAAAAGGAGUUAAAAUCUGAAAAGGAACAGAGACAAACUUUGCAAAGAGAACUACACCAAGAGAAGGAUGCUACCACUCUGCUUAAAACAGAAUUGCAACAAAUGGAAGGACUGAAAAAGGAAUUGAGAAAACUGCAAGAUGAGAAGCAGCAGUUAGAGAAAGUCUGUGAGGAGCAAGAGCAGGCUCUUCAAGAAAUGGGACUUCAUCUCAGCCAAUCAAAGUUGAAGAUGGAAGAUAUUAAAGAAGUAAAUAAAGCGCUCAAGGGUCAUACCUGGCUGAAGGAUGAUGAAGCUACACACUGCAAGCAAUGUGAAAAGGAAUUCUCUAUCUCAAGAAGGAAGCAUCACUGCAGAAACUGUGGGGACAUCUUCUGCAACACGUGUUCCAGUAACGAACUGGCACUGCCAUCGUAUCCUAAACCUGUCCGUGUCUGUGAUACUUGUCACACUUUACUCCUUCAGCGGUGUUCGUCCAAUUCCUCCUAAGGCUUUUGUAACCUUGACAGGACCACUUCAACAUUGGAAAAGUAGCCAUUAUCUUUUUAAUUCUGAAUUCCAGGCAUCUCCUCUGCAGGAGGCUAUCUGGUUUGUAGUAUUUUCAACUGUAAGACAGAGCCAUGUAAAAUAAUUUGUAGGAAUUAUGCAAG
Phaethon lepturus (White-tailed tropicbird) is the source of this 1967-nucleotide messenger RNA. It is a transcript of the gene RUFY1, whose product is annotated as RUN and FYVE domain containing 1. The coding region runs from base 10 to 1806 and encodes 598 amino acids. Gene Ontology annotation, biological process: protein transport; regulation of endocytosis. The transcript has 17 exons. Gene Ontology annotation, cellular component: cytoplasm. Lineage: Eukaryota; Metazoa; Chordata; Aves; Phaethontiformes; Phaethontidae. The record is from RefSeq and is a predicted model, not a curated record. Gene Ontology annotation, molecular function: metal ion binding.